AUGGGCAACGAAAUAGUUCAACCGGUGAAUAACUGUAAUGUUCGACAAAGUGUCCAAUUAAGUGACACGAUGCAUGUGGACAAAGACACCCUUCUUUUCGGUGACUCCAUCUUAGAGCUGAAUAAGAAGUACAAAGACGAGAUAGUAGUGACCAACUUACAGACGUUUAAAGUUAAUUUUAAGCUUGAACAAAUCUUUGAGAAGGACUUUCAGUUGAAAUUUACACCCGAGAAAGGUAGUCUUCCCCCAAAAGGCAAGAAGAAGAUCAAAGCGUCUCUUACACUCCGACAAAAGAUCAACAAGAACUUCAAAGUGAAUUUGAGUGCAGAGACCUUGGGGCAAAUAUUUUUAAAUGUACGUUUGCGGUCGGACUCUGGGGUGUUUGGGGUAGAUCCCGAUUCUUUAGAAUGGGUCCAACACCCUUCCCGGCAAAUGAUCUUACCACAAGUCAUAGUCACGCUUGAUAUAGCUUUUCGUGAAAGAGGAGGGUUUAAUUCAGAAGGUGUAUUUAGACUAGCUGGGGAACAAGGGAUGGUCAAAGGGUUGAAAGACAAAUUGAAUAAGAGUAAUGGUGCUAUAACCAAUGAUAUGAUGGGAGCCACUGUCGACGAAAUAUCCAAUUUAAUAAAGUUAUGGUUUCGAGAGCUUCCAAAGCCCAUUUUAAAUGUGUUGUCAUCAGACCAAAUCUUUUAUUCCGCAGAAGCUGCUGAGAGUUAUAAAGCGUAUCAAACACUUAAUGAGAAGUCGAGGACUUUACUUGACUGGUUAUUUGACUUAAUGAUUGAAGUGUCUCACAACAGAGAAGUCAACAAGAUGACGGUCCAAAAUUUGGCUAUAGUGAUCGCUCCAAAUUUGUAUGAACCCGAAGCUAUAGAUCCGAUGGAAGGACUCAUGAUGUCACAGAAAGCUGUCCAAUUCGUUCAGAACUGCUUGACUUAUAUAGAACAAACAAAACAAACGGCUCAACAGUAA
This is a messenger RNA of Entamoeba invadens IP1, 972 nucleotides long. RefSeq names its product GTPase activating protein, putative. Lineage: Eukaryota; Evosea; Mastigamoebida; Endamoebidae. Bases 1 to 972 code for a protein of 323 amino acids. Gene Ontology annotation, molecular function: GTPase activator activity. The record is from RefSeq and is a predicted model, not a curated record. The transcript has a single exon. Gene Ontology annotation, biological process: signal transduction.